AUGUAUUGUUGUUUGUUGGAAUUAUUUGUGCCACUGUCGAAUCCCGCGCGCAUUGAAACUCUGUUUCUUCCCUCUCCAUUGACUCCAACUUCGAUGAGCGAUACGAACGCGCAACUAAAUUCCAUGCCUUCAGCAGAAACAACGACAUCCACUGCUCCUACGAACACAUCUACAGGCCAGACGUCGCCGUCAUCGUUACUCCCACCACCAGAAUCGCCUGGCAGCGGUCAAGAGAUCACCUAUUUUUCUCAAAACUCGUCAAAUCUGCAAACAAACAGUUAUACCAGUCAUGCCCAAGCAUCACCUAUCCCUCACAAAUCUCCCGCCGGACCCUGCUAUACGCGGGAGGAACUAUUUCACCUCAAAAAGAGUCCUCUCGUGGCUCCCCCGCCGGGUAUGCCGUCACGUAAAGAAUGGUUUGGGGAAUACAGCGAACAAGCAAGUAAAUCCAAGGAUCACGAAGGUCUCGCGGCCACCAGAAUGAG
This is a messenger RNA of Acaulospora colombiana, 485 nucleotides long. The record is from the annotation of a GenBank genome assembly. Lineage: Eukaryota; Fungi; Glomeromycota; Glomeromycetes; Diversisporales; Acaulosporaceae.